AAGCGUCACAGCACCCAUAUGCAUUGUCCCGAAACCAACCUCUGCAUGAAUAGCUUCACACCUCUGUAUAUAUAUAUACAUAUAUGGAAUUGACCUCUGAGAAAACGAGAGAAAAUGAGAGAAAAUGAGGGAAAAUGAGAGAGAAAAAGAUGGAUUGGAGUGGAGGAAGAGAGGCAUUGGUGGUGUGCAGUGAUAGGAGUAUGAGUGUGGGAAUAACAGUGUGGGACAUGGUCAGUGGUGACCAACUUCUCCACAUUCCAACCUGUGCGGCUUCUCCCCAUGGGCUCAUGUGUCUGAGAGAGCAGUUCCUUGUGGCUUCUCAGAUUCACAGGCAUGGGUCACUUGGUGGUGGCGCCAUCUUCAUCUGGCCCUUGAAUAAGCCUCAAUCGCCCCUUCGAAACUAUCCAAUGGAGGCCAUCGGCCCAGUGUCAUGCUCAAAGGAUGGUGUAUAUAUUGUGGGUGGUGCUCCUUCGGGAAAUGCCUAUAUUUGGGAGGUUGCUGAUGGAAGACUGCUCAAGACUUGGCAUGCCCAUCACAAAUCUUUGACUAGCAUGGUGUUUUCUGAUGAUGAUUCUCUUCUAAUUUCUGGUUCUGACGAUGGGAUGAUCCGGGUUUGGUCUAUGAUUAGUUUGCUAGACAUCGCAGAUUGUGGAAGGUUUCCUUCUUUGUUCCAUUCUUUGUUGGAGCACACAUCCUCUAUAACUGGUCUGUUAUCUAUAUCAGGCAGCUCGAGUCCGGUUCUCGUAUCGAGCUCCCUUGAUGGCACGUGCAAGGUUUGGGACCUGAUCAGGGGAAGGCUUCUACGAACCCGAGUUUUUCCAGCAGCAAUAACUGCUAUUGUUCUUGAUCCAGGGGAGCAGCUCUUAUUCUCUGGAAGCGCAGAUGGGAGAAUUUUCGUUAGCAUGCUUGACACUGGGCUGGUGGUGGAUCCAUUCAAUGUUCCAGAGGAUCGACCGAUUGUGCUAAAUGGACACAACAGGUCCAUAACUGCAUUGGCCUUCAGUAGAUUGGGUCUGGUGUCAGCAUCUAGGGACUGCGCUGCCCACCUCUGGGAUGUUGCCAGUGGAGUUAUCAUCAGAAGAUUCAAUCAUCCAAAAGGGGCGAUUACUAAUAUGGUAGUGAUCCCAAAGUCGUCACUGCUUUCUGUGACAAACCAUCAGCGAUUCUCUAAUCAGUUCCGUGUUUCUUUGCUUGACAAGUAUCCUCAGCCAGGCAACUCAUCCAUGGGAAUGAUCACUCUCCUACCUUCAUGUUGUUCCCACAGAGUUCACCUCCCUACUAUUGGCUUCCAAAGCACAGUUUCACUAAACCAGCAAAUUCUCGAUCUGGAGCAAGAAUGUACACCAGGAGCAAUACAAAUGAAACUAGAGACAAGUAUAGAGAACCGGAUGUGGGCUGCAAGAAUGACAAAGCACGUCAUGGAGAUGAACAAGCACUUGCAAUCACGUUUACUAGAUUUGAUGCAGAACCGGUUGCUCUUAUCUGCAGACUCAACCGCAACUAGAAAGAGAAAAAGGGCGAUGCUUGAGAGUUCAAGGAUUCAGGAAGAGGAGCAAUCACAGUUGCCAAGUUAUCAAUGACUAGUAUGUUGGAUUUUUCCCUUUUCCUUUUUAUCAAUGUUUCUGGUGUGGGGGUGGGAGGAGUGGUAUAAAGGAAAUAAAAUUACCCUUAGGAAGUUUCAAUAAUGCAUGAAUACAAUCUUGGUCAACCAUUCUUAUCCUUGAAACUAUUGUUCUAUAUGAUAUAAUGUUGUUCUCUGUGUGUUUGUUCCAA
Messenger RNA from Vitis riparia (riverbank grape), 1773 nucleotides. RefSeq names its product protein ROOT INITIATION DEFECTIVE 3-like. The record is from RefSeq and is a predicted model, not a curated record. NCBI's taxonomy places the organism in Eukaryota, Viridiplantae, Streptophyta, Magnoliopsida, Vitales, Vitaceae. Gene Ontology annotation, cellular component: nuclear pre-replicative complex. The coding region runs from base 135 to 1580 and encodes 481 amino acids. Gene Ontology annotation, molecular function: protein binding. Gene Ontology annotation, biological process: DNA-templated DNA replication; rRNA processing. The transcript is spliced from 8 exons.